CACUUGCAUAUGGCCGCCGCUGCUUUGAGCUAAAAGAAAAAUACACCUGACAAAUAAUUUUUAAUAUUCUCAAUUUUAUACGUUCAACAAAGACUUUAUUAAUCAAAUAGAAAUUAAUUAAAAAUUGUAUGCCAAUAAAUACUCCUCAAUAUGGGAGAUCCAUUGAGUGCUGAUGUUUGGAAGAAUUUCCAAAAAUCUGGUAGAACAGAAUUGUUAAAAUUUCUAAAAGAAUCUAUCAAAGAUGGUGAAAGUCCAGUAUUUACCAAGGACAAUGAUUUUAAGAAAAAUAAUUCCAAAGUUAUUUACGAUUUCAUAUGGCAAGCUAUCAAAGGCAAUCUGAAGAAGGAACUGAUGAUAUCCACACUCGGUGAAGUUGUGACAAUGCAUCCAGAUUAUCCAUCAGUAAUACUCGAUAUAAUGAAUAUAAUUGAUGCUGAGACUUCGCUGGCCAGCGAUAGUGCUCAAGAUGAGCGAACAUUAUUCUGUCAAAUACUCAAGACAAUGGAGAAAAUUAUUCCUGAAUCGCUUAUCAAAGAACGCAUUGAAAUCGAUACUUUGCAAGAAGCGGGAAUUGUUAAAAAUAAGAUUUUUUAUACAAAAUUUAUAAAAAUCAAGACAAAGCUUUAUUAUAAGCAAAGACGUUUUAAUCUUUUUCGCGAGGAAAGCGAAGGUUAUGCUAAAUUGAUAACUGAAUUGAAUCAGGAUUUUGCUGAUGAUGUUACUCCAAAUAGUAUAAUGGAUAUUAUCAAGUCUUUGAUUGGUUGUUUUAACUUGGAUCCUAAUCGUGUCUUGGACAUAAUUGUCGAGUCAUUUGAAACUCGUCCCGAACGCCAUAGCCUGUUCAUACCCCUUCUCAGAUUGUACAUGCCUAAUGGAUCAAUUAUUUGUGAAGUUUUGGGUUAUAAAUUUCGUCAUUUUGCUGAUAGUGAGACACCACCAUCAUUGUUUCAAAUUUGUGCAUUGCUGCUAAAACAUGGUGUCAUUGAUUUGCAAGACAUUUACAUUUGGCUCAACCCAUCAGAUAAAUCAAUUGCUGCCGAGUGGGAAAAAGAUUUAGCCGAUGCAAAAGAAUUUGUUCGCAAACUAAAUGUCAUCAUUACCAACAAGGACAAAGAACCUGAACCCGAACCAGAAAAGGAUGACAGUGAAGACAAAUAUUCAACAAAUCAAAAAUUUGGACUCUGUGAGGGUUUGCUUAAAGUUGGCGAUUGGGAAAAUGCCAAGAAAAUUAUCAAAAGGCUGCCGGAACAGUCUGUGAUUGUUCAUGAGCCCAUAGCCAAAGCUCUUGCAUCACUAAUUCAUAUAUCCAUUGAUCAUAUCUACACAAAGAAAGUCUUCAAAGCUCCCAUCAAUAAGAAAAACAAGCUAAGCGAAGACAAAGAAUUGGUUGAUGCUCUUCAAGCGCGUGAUUUUUCCCAAUUACGUGAUAAUGCAUUUCCAAUGGCAAUUACUUUGGGUGCAUCGUUGCAGUUUGACACUGUUCUAAUGUACAAACUUAUACGAAUAUUGCGUUCAAUGAUAUCAGAAAUGGGUGUUGAUAGUUUAAAUUGUCCAGCUAUAAAUACAGAAGCUGAAAAAUUGUAUUUCGAAGUGGUUACAAUUUUAGAUGCAUCCAUAUUGCCUGCAUUUUCAUAUUUGGAUUGUAAUUGUUGUAUGGCUGAAGAAAUAUGGACUGUUGUUAAGGUGCUGCCCUAUCAUUUUCGCUAUAGUAUUUAUUCGCGGUGGAAGAAUGAAACAUUCUUGGUUCAUCCACAAUUGAUACGUCGUCGAGGCAAUGCUCAAAAACAAAUUAAAUCAUUGAUGAAACGUGUUAGCAAGGAGAAUGUUAAACCUGUUGGUCGACUUAUUGGAAAACUUAGUCAUUGUUCUCCUGGAUUUCUCUUUGACUAUAUAUUGCUACAAAUACAAAUCUAUGAUAAUCUCAUCGGUCCAGUUGUUGACUCUUUGAAAUACUUAACAUCGCUAUCCUACGACAUGCUUGCCUAUUGUCUAAUUGAAUCAUUAGCUUUGGCCGAUCGGGAUCGAUUCAAACAUGAUGGCACCUCAAUCUCAGUUUGGUUGCAAAGUUUGUCUUGUUUUUGCGGUGCAAUAUUCAAAAAGUACAACAUUGAGUUGAGUGGACUACUACAGUAUGUAGCUAAUCAGUUAAAAGCUCAAAAGAGUUUGGAUUUAUUAAUUCUCAAAGAAAUCGUACAAAAAAUGGCUGGCGUUGAAUCGGCAGAAGAAAUGACCAACGAACAUCUCAAUGCUAUGUCCGGAGGUGAACUGCUAAGAGGUGAAGCAGGCUAUUUCAGUCAAGUACGCAACACAAAGAAAUCAUCUCAGCGUCUCAAAGAAGCUCUGGCAAAUAAUGAUCUAGCAGUAACAUUGUGCUUACUUAUGGCUCAACAAAAACAUUGUGUUAUUUAUCGUGAAACAGCUCAGAGUCAUUUGAAAUUAGUUGGAAAGCUAUACGAUCAAUGUCAGGAUACAUUGGUACAAUUUGGUACUUUCCUUGGAUCUACUUACUCUGUAGAUGAAUAUGUUGAAAGACUGCCGUCAAUCAUUGCCAUGUUGCAAGAAUAUCACAUCAAUUCGGAUGUGGCAUUUUUCCUCGCACGUCCAAUGUUCUCGCAUCAAAUUAAUCAAAAAUAUGAUCAACUUCGAAAGGCUGAUCCAAAUGCUAAAAAGUUGACCACCAAUCAAAAGCUACAAAAAUACCUAGAAGCUACAACGGCCAUUAUGAAUCCUAUUGUAGAAUCCGUGCGGCCAUUGCAUGGACCAAAAGUCUGGGAAGACAUUAGUCCGCAGUUUUUGGUGACGUUUUGGUCAUUAAGUAUGUAUGACCUUCAAGUGCCUACGGAUAGUUAUCAGAAAGAGAUAACAAAAUUGAAGCAUCUUUCUGUUGCGGCAGCUGAUUCUAAAGAUUCGAACUUAUCAAAAAAUAAAAAAGAACAAGAACGUUAUAUUGCAUUGAUGGAUAAAUUGCAAGAUGAGAGAAAAAAGCAACAAGAGCAUGUAGAUAAAACAAUUCAGAGACUGACUCAGCAAAAAGAUAAUUGGUUCCUUUCGAGAUCGGCUAAAUCGGCGAAAAAUGAAACAAUUACACAAUUUUUACAACUUUGUCUAUUCCCAAGAUGCACGUUUACUGCCCUCGAUGCACUGUAUUGUGCGAAGUUCGUUCAUACUAUUCACAAUUUGAAAGCUGCUAAUUUUUCCACUUUACUCUGUUAUGAUAGGAUAUUUUGUGACAUAACAUAUUCAGUUACGUCUUGCACUGAAAACGAAGCAACACGUUAUGGUAGAUUUUUGUGCGCAAUGUUAGAAACUGUUAUGAGAUGGCACUCUGAUCAGGCUACUUUUAAUAAAGAAUGCGCUAAUUAUCCUGGUUUUGUGACUAAGUUCCGUGUUAGUAAUCAGUUUUCUGAAGCCAAUGAUCACGUAGGAUAUGAAAACUAUCGCCAUGUCUGUCACAAAUGGCAUUAUAAGAUCACCAAAGCAAUUGUCUUCUGUUUGGAUUCAAAGGAUUACAUGCAAAUUCGUAAUGCACUUAUCAUAUUGAUGCGUAUACUACCCCAUUAUCCUGUUCUAGCUAAGCUUGCACAAAUUAUCGAACGUAAAGUUGAAAAGGUUAGAGAAGAAGAGAAGAGCAAUCGUCCAGAUUUGUUUGUAAUUGCAUCCAGUUACAUCGGUCAAUUAAAACACAGAGCAUCACACAUGAUUAAAGAAAGUGAUUUCCAUCAAGUCUCUGAAAAACCAGCUAAAGAAGUUCCCGAAGUCAAGACUGUUGCUAAUGGAGAAGCUAAAGUUGAAAAACGGGAAAAAGAAAGAACUGAAAAGAAAGUCAUAAAAGUGAUCUCAACCACAGUAUCCACGAACAAUGAAAAAGAAACAACUCGCAUUGAAGCACCGGAACGUGUCGAACGCCCAGAACGAGUCGAACGCCCUGAACGAAUAGAACGUCCUGAGCGGGUAGAACGUGCUGAACGAGUAGAACGUCCUGAGCGAAUAGAACGUCCAGAGAGAUUAGAUCGACCAGAGCGAGUGGAACGUCCGGAACGAACAGACCGAACGGCCCGUGCUGAACGCGCAGAUCGUGUGGAACGUCCGGAACGAGUGGAACGUGUUGAAAUCAAAGACGAAACCAACGACCGUGAACACCGUACAGCUAAGGAAAUAAAGAAGGAAGAACGCUCUCGAGAAAAGGAACGUGACCGUGAAGAAGAACCCCGUAAACGCGACAAGGAAAAGCGUAGAGACUAUCGUUUGGAGUCACCUAGUGUUAUUGAAGUCAUCGACAAGCAUGGCGCUACAUUGGAAUACUAUGAGUAUGAAACUAAGGACCAUGAACGUGAGAGAGACCGGGAUCGUGACCUCAGUUCGGUUUCCAAUUCAAGCAAUGGAUCGCUGCACCGCCGAAGUCAAGAUAUAAUUGAAUAUGAAAAAGACUCUAAACGUCGCAAAAUGGAAUCAGUUAGCUCAAAGAAACAAGAAGAACCUAUUGAGAUAUCAAAGAAAGAUCGCAGUUCCAAGGCAAAAGAUCGCAAGGACAAAAUGACCGACGAAGAGAAGGACGCUCGCAAAGAACGAAAACUUGGUCGUAAAAGAGAACGCAUGGAAGAGAGUUCAUCUGCUGAUCACAAACGACGACGUGAUGUACAAAACGGAGACGACGAUGUAAGAGACAAAUAUCACCUCAGGGAUAAAUCACCACACGUACGUGAUGCCCGAGAAAGAUCGCAUGAAAAAUUCGAACGGGACAAGCAGUAUGGAUUCUCAAAAUCUUCAAGAUCGAGAAUAAACUAUUAGAUAUCUCAUUAUGGAAAAUGGGAAGGAAUUCUAAUUCUAAUUUAGAAAAAUGGAAAUUAAAUUAGAACAAACAAAACAAAAAAAAAAAAUAAUAGUUUGUAAGAUAAGUAAAAAAAUAACAAAAAAAUAUAUGUUUAAAAAAAUGUUAAAAAAAUAAAUUAGAUUAAAGUAAAAAUAAAAAAAAAGGAAAACAAUUUUAA
Molecule: messenger RNA, 4988 nt
Organism: Episyrphus balteatus (marmalade hoverfly)
Lineage: Eukaryota; Metazoa; Arthropoda; Insecta; Diptera; Syrphidae
Gene: tho2
Product: THO complex subunit 2
Exons: 20
Coding region: 151-4788 (1545 amino acids)
Biological process (GO): mRNA processing; mRNA export from nucleus
Cellular component (GO): THO complex part of transcription export complex
Molecular function (GO): mRNA binding
Source: RefSeq, a predicted model, not a curated record